CCAGCGCGGGAGGUGGAAAGAGCAGAACAGCACCAGCUGUACCCCUUUGUUGUUCUUUCUUGUACUAAUUAAAUGAGCAAAUAAGCACAAACCCAAGUGCCAUUGUGGAGAUUUGUGUGCAAAUGAAGAAGGGUUCUGUUCCUUUGAACAAUUUGGGUACCUUUUUGAGCCCAGGAGCACUAAAUAAUCGGGAUGGCAGUGUGAUGGUGCAGAAAGGGUGGAGUUCAGAGCGAGUCCCGCAUCCGGCAAAUAGCAGGGGAUGCAGCAGGAGACACAUCAGUGCUGCGUCUCUUACACCGUUUUAUAGCGGAAGGACGUUGCCUUCCAAAUGGGAGGAUGCGGAGAGGUGGGUUUGUAGUCCCUUUCUGGGUUAUGGGGUUAGCAACGAUGCCCAUUAUCAGUUUCAGAGGCGGCCUAAGUCCAAGAGUGGGCCGAUUGUUCCUCCAGGGAUUGGGUUCUAUUCCAAUUGCUCUCCCGCUGCAAUGCAGGUGUCUGAUGCUGGUGGUGGGAGUGUCAAGAGUUUGGUGGUGGGGUCUCCUUUUUCAACUGGGGUUUUGAUCCCAGAUGGGGUUUCUGUUCAUUACGGUGGCUUUGGUGGUGGUCACGGCGGCGGCAAUGUUGACAGGCAAUCUAGUCUUGUGCAGUAUGAGAAAUUUGAGGAAAUAAAGGAUUCAGAAACAACAAUUUCUCCCAUGGUUUCACGAAGGGAUAUGGCAACGCAAAUGAGUCCUGAGAGUAGUAGCAGCCACUCAUCUCCCAAAGAGGGAUCUUCAAUUUGUUCCUCUACUCCCUCCAUCCUUCCUAUUGUGGAGAAGGACGACCAUCCUUCUAAGAUGGAAAUUAGGGAAGUGCAGGUAGACAAACGAGUCACCACGACUAACUGGUCCAAAAGAUCUAGAAUAAUGAAGAAAGACCAGCCGCCUGAUGUUGAAGAUUUCUAUAGUAUCGAUGGAGCUGCUUCCGCUUCAUCUUUUGAUAUUUCAGAGGCAGCAACAAGCAUCUCAAAAUUGCAGAGAGAGGAAGCAAAGAUCUCUGCAUGGGAAAAUUUGCAGAGGGCAAAAGCUAAGGCAGCCAUUCGAAAACUCGAGGUGAAACUGGAAAAGAAGAGAGCGGCAUCCAUGGAUAAGAUUUUGAAUAAGGUGAGAUUGGCUGAGCUGAAAGGCCAGGAAAUGAGAAGUUCAAUUUCAGUAAAGCAGGAACAACAGGUUACAGGGACUUCGCACAAGGUUACAUUCUUCCGCAAGCUUACCCGCAUUAGUACUUUGAAUUGCUUCACCUGCCCUGCGUUCUAGUUUCUCGUACCAUGGAAUCAUUCCAAAAUUUUGUAUGUGCUCUCACCUUUAUUUACUCUCUCAUGUAUGAUAUCUUCCAUCUGCAUUCUAUAAUGUGUCUUGGGCAAAUGGAUCUAAGCAUUAGCAGCAGCAAU
This is a messenger RNA of Rubroshorea leprosula, 1426 nucleotides long. The record is from the annotation of a GenBank genome assembly. NCBI's taxonomy places the organism in Eukaryota, Viridiplantae, Streptophyta, Magnoliopsida, Malvales, Dipterocarpaceae.